AUGCCUAGAUCCCGGAUAACUGGAAAUUUGAUUGAUAAGACCUUUUCAAUUGUAGCCAAUAUCUUAUUACGAAUAAUUCCGACAACUUCAGGAGAAAAAGAGGCAUUUACUUAUUACAGAGAUGGUGUGAUGUCUGCUCAAUCCGAAGGAAAUUAUGCGGAAGCUUUACAGAAUUAUUAUGAAGCUAUGCGACUAGAAAUCGAUCCCUAUGAUAGAAGUUAUAUACUCUAUAAUAUAGGCCUUAUUCACACAAGUAAUGGAGAACACACAAAAGCUUUGGAAUAUUAUUUUCGGGCAUUAGAACGAAACCCUUUCUUACCACAAGCUUUUAAUAAUAUGGCCGUAAUCUGUCAUUACCGAGGAGAACAGGCCAUUCGGCAGGGAGAUUCUGAAAUUGCGGAGGCUUGGUUCGACCAAGCCGCGGAGUAUUGGAAACAAGCUAUAGCGCUUACUCCUGGAAAUUAUAUUGAAGCGCAGAAUUGGUUGAAGAUCACAAGGCGUUUCGAAUAA
Messenger RNA from Populus euphratica (Euphrates poplar), 510 nucleotides. Lineage: Eukaryota; Viridiplantae; Streptophyta; Magnoliopsida; Malpighiales; Salicaceae. The record is from the annotation of a RefSeq genome assembly.